Messenger RNA from Vicia faba (fava bean), 714 nucleotides. The record is from the annotation of a GenBank genome assembly. Lineage: Eukaryota; Viridiplantae; Streptophyta; Magnoliopsida; Fabales; Fabaceae.
AUGACUGGUGUUGAUCAACCUCAAGUCCAACCCGCCGACACCAACACCAAACCCGAACACUCCGCCUCCGAUUCUCACUCCCACACCCCUUCCGAUUACGCUCCAUAUCCUAAAAUCGACCCAAACGACGUCGCACCACCACCACCAUCUCAAUCCGUUGCAACUGAAUCACGCGCCACCGGUGCUGCCACCACUAUGCCCACCGAGUCUAAUCCAUAUGUCUCUCCCGCGCCUGUUCCUGCACCCACACCUGCCAAGAAUACUUUAGAUUCGGUGAAAGAUGUUCUUGGUAAAUGGGGAAAGAAAGCUGCUGAGGCUACCAAGAAAGCCGAGGAUCUUGCUGGAAAUAUGUGGCAGCACUUGAAAACGGGUCCUAGUUUUGCGGAUGCUGCUGUGGGGAGGAUUGCCCAGGGAACAAAAGUUCUCGCAGAAGGACCUGUCAUGGGAGUCUUAUACUUGUCAUCUGCAAAGCUCGCAUUUUGUAGUGAUAACCCACUCUCUUACCAAACUGGUGACCAGACACAAUGGAGCUAUUAUAAGGUGGUUAUUCCAUUGCAUCAGCUGAGAGCAGUGAACCCAUCCACAAGCAAAGUCAACCCAUCCGAAAAAUUUAUACAGAUUAUCUCGGUAGACAACCAUGAAUUUUGGUUUAUGGGCUUUGUGAACUACGACAGCGCUGUUAAACAUAUUCAAGAAGCAUUGCAGUCUCGCUGA